AUGGUGCCGACGACGACGAGUUAAUCUUUCUCUCUUCCAUCAACGACUCGGUCAGUAGUCUUGUACACUCCCGUCAGACUUGACGAUGAUUUUGAUUUAGUGAAAAGAAAUAUUUCCCUCAAAAAUAACAUGGGAAAUUUAUGGCGCCCUGUGAUGAUAUUUAUCAUAGUUUUGAUAACAUUGCGUGUGGCAGUAGCUACCGACAGUUUGCCACUCAGCAACAUUCUUUACAUAAGUGCUGUUGCAUCGCCGAGUCACUUUCUAUGGAGUCAACAGUUCGCUAAGGCGCAAGCCAACACUGGACACAACGUAACGUUACUGAGCAUCUACAAAGAAGGAAGCGAACAUAAUCUUCACUUUCUCAAGCUUCAUGAAGUCGAUGAAGCACUGUCCAAGGACCAAACCAUCGAUUAUCUCUCGCUGCAUUUGAUGUCUCCUACGGAGCUGUUGGCAGCUUUUGCCGACCUUGAGUAUAUGGUGUGCGAAUAUGCGCUCUCAUCUAAACAAUUGUUAGCCCUGCUAAACUAUCCCAAAAACUUUACCUUCCAACUAGUUAUUCACGACCAUCUUGCCGGUCCGUGUUUACUUCUCCUUGUGGAACGCUUCAACUUCCCACCGUUAGUGAUGGCAUCAGCCACAAACGUUCUGUCGAGUGUAGAACCCAUUCUCGGAUCACCUCUGUAUCCAGGAUUCGUUUCAAGCUAUUUACGUGACCUAGCAACGCCAUCGGGAUAUUGGCAAAGAUGCUACAACCUUAUGUUAACAGUAUACGAGUUGUUACUCAAACAAUACUACAGUAACCCCCAAAUUGAUCGGCUUGUUAAAAGUCGGGUUAAGAAUGUAUCCAACGUUUCACACCUGGAAACUAAAGCUCUUAUGGUGCUGAUGAAUUCCAUCGAUCUGCUCGAUCAGACUGAACCUUACAUAUGGCGUGUAGUAAACGUUGGAGGAUUGCACAUAACUGCACCAAAGCAACUGCGACCCUUGUUCUAUCAACUUUCGAACAAAACACACAGCAAAUGUGUUUAUAUUUCGUUCGGAAGUAAUGUAAAGAUUAAUAGCUUAAGCAAUCCCCUAGCCAGGAGCAUUACGACGCUAGCACGACUGUUGCCUGAGGUAAUGUUUCUGUGGAAAGUGGACAUUUCGCAUCCGCUAGCGGAUGAUAUCAUCCCGGGGAAUAUGAUAACGUUCGAUUGGUUUCCACAAAACGAUCUGCUGGGCAGCGGGAUGGUCGAUGUGUUUGUCACCCAUGGCGGACUGCUCAGUGUGCAAGAGUCCGUUUGGUACGGGAUACCUAUGCUCGGCAUUCCUAACUAUGCGGAUCAGUAUCAAAACGUGCAACGUAUCGAACGUCUGGGAAUCGGGAAGAAGCUACUUCUUGAAGAUGUAAACCCUGAUACACUGAGAAAAAAUUUGCUAGACGUUAUGGGAGAUGCAAGGUACAAACAGGCUGCAACAGCCAUGUCCCAAAUCAUACGUGACAAACAAGUAACGCCUCAGAUGAAGGCGCUCUGGGUGGUAGAAUGGGCGUUAAGAAACCACAAUAAAACUUCGCAGUUGCUGGAUGAUCUUAAUCGUGUUGGAUACAUGCAAAAGUAUUCGGUUGAUGUACUUGCCACCUUUAUAUUUUUGUUAUGUUUCGCCAUUUUAACAUCGUAUCGAGCUGCAAGAGCGCUUGUUUGUUUCGUGAUAGGAAGAUUAAAUGGAGAAAAUAAACAUAAAAUUGAAUAAUCAAAUAAAAACAUAAAAAAACAAUAGUUAGAAAUGUAUCAUAUGAAAUAAA
Messenger RNA from Anopheles stephensi (Asian malaria mosquito), 1783 nucleotides. RefSeq names its product UDP-glucuronosyltransferase 3A2-like. The coding region runs from base 130 to 1731 and encodes 533 amino acids. Gene Ontology annotation, molecular function: UDP-glycosyltransferase activity. The transcript is spliced from 3 exons. Lineage: Eukaryota; Metazoa; Arthropoda; Insecta; Diptera; Culicidae. The record is from RefSeq and is a predicted model, not a curated record.